CCUGUUUUCCCCACAACAACAACCCUGUGAGGUGGAUUGGGCUGAGAAAGUGAUUAGCCCAAAGUACCCAGCCAGCCUUCGUGCCUAAGGAUCUUCUGGAUGCCAUAAUGGCCAAGUUGAUACAAGCACCUCCUAAGUUUCUGCCCCCCGAAUGGUACAUUGCUAACAAGGUCCAAUACAAUAGCGCCGAGGCCCAGCGGUCUCGUUCAGAACGCUUGGUGGAUGAGAGCCAGCGGCUGGUAGAUGAAAUCGAGAGAACCACUCAGAAGACCCAAAGUGAUGUCAACAAGAGAAUAGAACAGAGACUUGAGGAGAUAAAAUUCUGGAGGCAGCAGUUGGAUGACAAGCUUGACCAGAUUGUAAAGGAGACUGAAGUGCUUUUGUCAUUCAAAACAAGGCUGGAAAAGGCUCUGGAGGGCUGCAAAGAACCACUUUUCACUGCCCAGGAGUGUCUCUUAAACCGAGAAAGGCGGGUUGGUAUUGACUUGGUCCAUGAUGAAGUGGAACGGGAGCUGAUCAAGGAAGUUGAGGUCUUCCAGGGAGUUGUUGCUCUGCUUGAACGUACACGGGAGCAAACUGAUGAGCAACUCAGGCUUAAUCGCACAGCCAAAUACAAUCUUGAACAGGACCUGAAGGAUAAAUUCACAGCCUUGACAAUUGACAACUAUUGCUCCAAUCUGACCAACAACUCUACUGAUAUUGGAUAUGCCCAAAAUGUUGUGAAGGUUGAGAACUCAGUGAGCCCUGAACAAUGGACGGAUUUCUCCAACACCAAUGUUGAAAAAGCAGACAAACAGCGAAACAAUUCCCUGGCCCUCAGAGCCUUGAUUGACAGCAUUUUGUCCCAGACUGCCAGUGACAUGCGCAAGCAAAACAGGACAGUAAACAUUGCAUUCCAGAAUAGAGUGAAGGAGACCAAGGAUGUCAAGAACAAAUUAGAAAUUCACCUGGCAAAGCUGAUGGAUGAGAUCAACUCUCAGACAAAAAAUAUUGAUGCUUUGAAGAAAGCUAUCCAGGAUAAGAAGGGGCCAGCCAAGGUGGCCCAAACUCGCCUGGAGACCCGGACUCACCGUCCAAAUGUAGAGCUUUGCCGAGACACGGUGCAGUAUCGACUCAUGAAUGAAGUGCAGGAAAUCAACCAUAAUAUCCAGAGGCUGAUGGAUACAUUGGCUCAGGCUGAAAGAGAACUGAAAGGCCUAAACCGCCAGCAGCUCUCCCUGGAGGAAGAGAUUGAAGUCAAAGCAAAUACCCUUUAUAUUGAUGAAGUGCUCUGCAUGCAGAUGAGAGAAUCCAUGUCCAUCAAUAAUUUCUGAUCCGUGAGGCAGGCAGAAUCUCUGCUUGGCUGGACCCUACGAAUAAAUCUUGAGACAUUGGCUUAAACUUUCAAAAAACUUUUUACAGAAGCCAAACAUCUGCCCUGAACUUUCUAACAGAUAAAAUAAAUUAGUGAAACCUUCAUCCUAAGCUCUUGGAGGGUCCCUGUGACAGAGGACUAGGGUGAAAGUGAUGGCUGGAAAGAAAACAAGCAGGACUUGAACUAAUGUCUUUAGUGCGGACAUAGUUUAAAAGGGGGAGUGCUGACACGUUGCUUUCCCAGGAUUUGUCAAUGUUCUUUCCUCUUCAGGCAGAAGACAGAUUAAAAAAAGUUAACUUUUCAAAUAGGCUAAGGUGGGGAUGAGAUGAAGGCUAGAGUCACCCACCCUAAGAUCCUGACCCUGAUUACCAAUUGACAGCCCUAUCCAGGUCACACAAUCAUUCAUCCACUGAGACACAAGAUCCAAAAGGAUACCACAGGAGAUGGGAGCGAUCAUAAAUGUUGGUGGCUUCAACCAAAUGAUCACAGCUGCCAUCUUGACUCUUCUCUCUCUCUCCCCCUCCUCCUCAAAGGAUAAUUCUGCAUAAUUCUGUGCAAUGUUGUGUGACUCCUAAUACUUGGGCUGAUUUUUAAAAUGUAAAUAUUGUGUAGGCGAUGACUCCCAUAGCUUAUACAAGUAGUCUUCAACUUAUGACCACCAUUGGGACCAGAAUUUUUGUUAACAAGGCAGUCAUUCAGUGAGACAGACCUGAUAUUAUGACCCUUUUUUCUAAUGGUUUUUAAGUGAAUCAUGCAAUCGUUAAGCAAAUCCGGCUUACCCCGUUGGCUUUGUUUAUUGGAAGCCAGCUGGGAAAGUCACCAGUGGAGACCA
This is a messenger RNA of Pseudonaja textilis, 2186 nucleotides long. It is a transcript of the gene TEKT1, whose product is annotated as tektin 1. Lineage: Eukaryota; Metazoa; Chordata; Lepidosauria; Squamata; Elapidae. Gene Ontology annotation, cellular component: nucleus; microtubule cytoskeleton. Gene Ontology annotation, biological process: cilium movement involved in cell motility; cilium assembly. The record is from RefSeq and is a predicted model, not a curated record.